CACAGCUACUGCCAGGCCUGUCUCCUGCGCUUCAUGGGCCCGCCCUCCUCAACGCGGAGACAGCAACACAGGGAGACCUUCUCCUGCCCCCAGUGCCGGGCUCCCUUCAGGAGAGGCAGCCUGCGGCCCAACAAGCAGCUGGGCAGCCUCAUCACAGCCCUCCUGGAGCUGGAGCUGGAGCAGGAGCAGGAGCAGCAGCAGCAGCUGGAGCAGGAGCAGGAGCAGGAGCAGGAGCAGGAGCAGGAGCUGUCCUGCCAGGAGCACGGGGAGCGGCUGCACCUCUUCUGCGAGGACGACGGCCAGCUCAUCUGCUGGCGCUGUGAGCGUGACCCGCGGCACAAGGGCCACAACACGGCACUCGUGGAGGACGCGAGCCCCGGCUACAGGAAUCGAACCCGGGACCCUUCAGACCACGUGCUGAGGAUCUAGCCGCUGAGCUAGACCAGCCAGGCCGCACCUGCAGGUUUUAUCUCCUCUCCGGUCAAUGU
Molecule: messenger RNA, 488 nt
Organism: Myotis brandtii (Brandt's bat)
Lineage: Eukaryota; Metazoa; Chordata; Mammalia; Chiroptera; Vespertilionidae
Product: E3 ubiquitin-protein ligase TRIM38-like
Exons: 2
Coding region: 34-429 (131 amino acids)
Molecular function (GO): zinc ion binding
Source: RefSeq, a predicted model, not a curated record